AUGGCUAUCAAUGGCACAACAUCACCUUUAUUCAGAAGUACAAAAGGUUUAAAACAAGGAAAUCCUUUAUCUCCUUUCUUGUUUAUUCUUAUUGUGGUGGUGUUAUCCUUAAUGAUAAAGAGAGCUGCAGAUUUAAACUUACUUUUUGGUUUCAAACCAUCUAGUGAAGCUUUUGAGAUUAAUCACUUGCAAUUUGCAGAUGAUCUAAUUGUCUUCUUGGAUGAUAGUUGUAAGCAGGUGAAUAAUCUUAAGAAUGUGUUAUUGGGUUUUGAGCAUGUUUCUGGUUUAAGGGUUAACUUUCAGAAGAGUGCAUUGGUGUCAGUGGGUGAAGCAGUGAAUGCAAUGGAAGGUGCUGUCAUUUUUGGAUGUUCAAUUACUACCUUCCCUAUGAAGUAUUUGGAAAUACCUUUAGGAAGUAAGUCAAAGGCAGUGGGAGUAUGGGAUGUUAUUCUUCAAAAUUUUCAGAAGAAGUUGAUUUCAGUUGAGAAACAAAUGGAGAGGAUUAUGAGACAGUUUCUUUGGGGAUCUAUAAAGAAGAAGCCUAGAAGAGGAUGGGUUGGUUGGACAAAAGUUAAUUUGCCAAAGGAAGGUGGUGGUGCAGGACCAUGUGUAGCAAAAUAUGCAUAUCCAAGUGCAGAGUGGAGAUAUAUGCCUUUUCUGGAAAGAUGUUUGGUUGAAUGGAGUCUGAAGGAGUCAGAAAUUGAAGAUAUUGCACAUCUUUUGGACAUGUUGUCUACUUUCAACUGUGGAGUUGGCAAUGAUCACAGAGUUUGGCAGAAUGGGGAAAAAAGGUUUUCAGUUAAAGAGUGUUAUAAAUCUCUUGAGGAGGAUGGAUCGCUAAUUUUUCCAUACAAGUGUGUUUGGAACCCAAAAAUUCCACAAAAGGUAAUCUUCUUUGUUUGGUCACUUUGCUAUAAUGUUGCACCAACAAUGGACUAUUUGAGAAACUAUUUUAAUGUGAAUGGAUGCCUGUUGUUUACGAAGAGUGCAGAAACAAACAAUCAUUUGUUGUUGCAUUGUGAAAAAACAAGAGAGUUAUGGAACUACUUUAUGGAGGGUUAUGGUCUGCAGUGGGUGUUUCAGAAUGAUGUAAUUAGAAAUACUAUCUGGGAAUGGAGGAGGAAGAAGGGAAGAAAUAUAAAUUUGAGAAGCAAAUUUUGGGAUAUAAUUCCAUUUGCAAUUUGGUGGGCAGUAUGGUUAGAAUGA
Molecule: messenger RNA, 1206 nt
Organism: Papaver somniferum (opium poppy)
Lineage: Eukaryota; Viridiplantae; Streptophyta; Magnoliopsida; Ranunculales; Papaveraceae
Exons: 4
Coding region: 1-1206 (401 amino acids)
Source: RefSeq, a predicted model, not a curated record